Molecule: messenger RNA, 586 nt
Organism: Gloeophyllum trabeum ATCC 11539
Lineage: Eukaryota; Fungi; Basidiomycota; Agaricomycetes; Gloeophyllales; Gloeophyllaceae
Exons: 3
Coding region: 31-408 (125 amino acids)
Source: RefSeq, a predicted model, not a curated record
CACUCAAAUUUCCUAAUAUCGACAACAACAAUGUCAGGUGCCGAAGGUGACUACCCUGAGCAGCGCCACGCCGGUGCGGUGGGUUACGGCCCAGAGUACCACAAAGGAGCAACUCUUGGCGACAAGAUGAGCGGAUUGACCGAAGAGGUGAAAGGCAAGGUGACCCGGAAGCCAGAUGUCGUUGAGCAUGGACGCGAGAUGCGCACCGGGCAACUGAAGCAGAAGUCUCUAGAGGACGAUGAGGAUCCUUUUAAGAAGCCCGGCGCCGAGCCGUCAGCGGGGGCUGGGUCCACGCCCGCGGACGACCACGCACGAGAGCAAGCGUCGACGAUUGCGCCCGAGGGCACGCAUACCGCGGAGAGGCAGCGAACCGGGAAUGACGAGAGCAUGAAGAUGAUGAACCAGUGAAUUGGACCGUCAAGCCUCCAGACAUCUUGGUCAUCUUGGAUGUUCGUUCCGUGGAUCACAACUUGGCAACAUUGUAUCAUUAUAUUCUUACAUUGUAAUAAUCGAUCGGAUCAUUGAUGUACUUCGUGCAAUGCUUGGAAUUCGUUGCAGAUGUACCCUUCCUGCAUGAGACCACAUA